AGAGAGCCCUUUACGGUUCGGGAACUUACAUGAGUUCACAACUAAGCGUUGCCAUUGAGUUCAGUCCAUUCGGCCGAGGGUGGAACAAGUCAUCGCUCGGCAAAGAGAUCAGUUGUGUAGUCGUCGCGGAAGUGGUCAGACAUCCGGAAAUUAUAGCUCAAAACUCCAAUGGUGUUCCUAACGCUUAUUAUGUGGUCACUAAUGACGAUAUGAUUAAUGUCUCACAUAUUCUCUGCCUUCACGUCAAUGAUAAGCAAACAGAGGUCUUCAAUGACGCUGUCACACAUGACGGAGAUGUUAGAGAUAAGAGGGACGACAGCCUCUAA
Molecule: messenger RNA, 326 nt
Organism: Oppiella nova
Lineage: Eukaryota; Metazoa; Arthropoda; Arachnida; Sarcoptiformes; Oppiidae
Source: the annotation of a GenBank genome assembly